Messenger RNA from Carcharodon carcharias (great white shark), 1149 nucleotides. RefSeq names its product nuclear receptor subfamily 2, group E, member 1 (gene nr2e1). Bases 1 to 1149 code for a protein of 382 amino acids. The record is from RefSeq and is a predicted model, not a curated record. The transcript is spliced from 9 exons. Gene Ontology annotation, biological process: cell differentiation; anatomical structure development; negative regulation of transcription by RNA polymerase II. Gene Ontology annotation, molecular function: nuclear receptor activity; RNA polymerase II cis-regulatory region sequence-specific DNA binding; zinc ion binding. NCBI's taxonomy places the organism in Eukaryota, Metazoa, Chordata, Chondrichthyes, Lamniformes, Lamnidae.
AUGAGCAAGCCAGCCGGAUCAACAAGUCGCAUUUUGGAUAUUCCGUGCAAGGUGUGCGGGGACCGCAGCUCUGGUAAACAUUAUGGAGUUUACGCGUGUGACGGCUGCUCGGGGUUCUUCAAGCGCAGCAUUCGCCGGAACAGAACCUACGUCUGCAAAUCAGGCAACCAGGGGGGCUGUCCCGUAGACAAGACUCACAGGAAUCAGUGCAGAGCCUGCCGGCUAAAAAAGUGUCUUGAAGUUAACAUGAAUAAAGACGCUGUGCAACAUGAAAGGGGACCGAGGACAUCAACAAUAAGGAAGCAGGUAGCCUUGUAUUUCCGGGGGCACAAGGAAGUAAAUGGUGGUGUUACCCCUUAUCCAGCAACUGCUCUACCCGGACCAGCUUUCUUCACUGCUGUUACCCAGUUAGAAACCCACAACAUCGAUCUCACUACUGGGUCUGAUCGUCAGGCAUUGGUGGGCCUACCACAGCCAACUCCAAAGUACCCUCACGAGGUCAACGGCACACCUAUGUACCUGUAUGAAGUGGCAACUGAAUCAGUCUGUGAAUCUGCCGCGAGACUGCUCUUCAUGAGUAUCAAAUGGGCCAAGAGUGUGCCUGCAUUUUCCACGCUUCCAUUCCAGGAUCAGCUAAUUCUUUUGGAAGAUGCCUGGAGGGAACUCUUUGUUUUGGGAAUAGCUCAAUGGGCCAUUCCAAUCGAUUCUAGUACUUUACUGGCUGUAUCUGGGAUGAACAGUGACAACACAGAGUCCCAGAAGCUGAACAAGAUCAUUGCGGAAAUCCAUGCUUUGCAGGAGGUGGUCGCGCGGUUCCGGCAGCUCCGUGUGGACGCCACUGAAUUCGCCUGUUUGAAAUGCAUCGUGACUUUCAAAGCUGUUCCUACUCAGAGUGGCUCAGAACUGAGAAAUUUCCGCAAUGCUUCAGCAAUCGCAGCACUGCAGGAUGAAGCUCAGCUCACUCUCAACAGCUACAUCCACACCAGGUACCCAGCACAACCGUGCCGUUUUGGAAAGUUACUGUUACUUCUGCCGGCUUUACGCUCGGUGAAUCCCUCCACUAUUGAAGAGGUGUUCUUCAAGAAAACCAUUGGAAACGUCCCCAUCACAAGACUGUUGUCAGACAUGUACAAAUCCAGCGAUAUUUAA